AUGUCAACGACUCCUGACCCGCCUAUGGUGGGACUGGGCCAGUCCAUGUCAGGCGCCCGAGGUUUGCAAGGUCCGGAACAGACGCGCACCUCGACCACCUUGUCGCCUACUGAUGACUCAAGCAAAGCGGGAGGCGAUCUCGCCCGAGGUCGCUCAAUUGCUGACACUAUCAAUGCUGUUCAUCACUUUGAUGGCCAGAACGAAUUCGCCGCCAAGCCUACCUUUGGUGACGCCCAAAUCGAUCUCCAACAAACGCCAGCGCAAGCGCCCGCGCGAGGCAAUGCGACGCACGGCGCCAAGCGAGAUGGUCGUACUGAAACCAUUGAUUCCCGACACUCUCGCUUUGGGUUGGCAUUUAAGCGGUCCAGCAGCUCACCCGAGCAGCUGUACGGCGUCAAAGCUCGUGCUGCAGAACAAAGUGAUGGAGAACGGGGUCGCGCAGGUUUGGCACGCGAAUCAAGCCUUUCCAGACCUCGACGGGGCUCCGAUCUGCUUGCCGCUCGUACGCAGGCAGAGCAAGACGCUGUACACCCUCCACGAGCGCCUUGGGGCCAAUUGGGUGAUCGGAUGGAUCACAACAAUCCCAGAAGCAUGUUCUCAGACGUGCUUGAGAUUCCUGGAACGAAGACAAACCUGGCGCAGCGAUUCAGGCGAGCAGUGAUAGAGGAUGACCUCCCUCGAGCGAAAGCUCUCGCCCUACGCGCCGUCACCAUAUCGAAGCUCAUGCCUCAGCAGCAGGCAGCCGAUCCUCCCGCUGCAGUCGAUCAAGACGCUUCAUCCGGUCAGCAUGCGAAAGACAACGAGGAGGAGGAGGAUGACGAUGGAGACUCGCGAGCAUCGACGAGGAGGCCUAGCCGAGAGAUACUGCGCUCACAGCUGAAUAUGACCAUGUCAGCAAGCAGGUCAUCUUCGCACCAAGAAGGCGGUGCCGGCACCGCAGGCUCGACCGGAGUGCAACCUGGUCUGUACCACUCGCAGCCGAGAGGCAGCACCGCGACGCUGCAUCCACGAACCGUCGAGCAGAGAAUGAAUCGGGCAUCUGCUGCGGGAGCAAAGAACGGCUCAGGGUAUCACAAAGAGUCGGCCGUGAAAAAAAGGCUUCCAGUGCCAAUCAGAUGGGCAGUAGACUCUUCUCGCUGUACGUAUCGCGUUCCUGCGAAGGAAAGGGCUUUGGUUGCGCAGCGCAAGGCGCUAGCGGAGGCGCCUUCCAGCGGGAGAGGUUCCAAACAAAAGCUAAGCUUUGGCACUGCGCAGCGUUCCGGCGAGGAAAGCCCGCAAAGGACACCUGAGCCUCUCAGCGUGCUCGCACACGAUGUCAACAGCGACACGGCAAUGAUUGCGCUAGGCACUGCAUGCUUCAACAUUCGGAAUCUGGAAAUGUCUCGCAAAUCCAAAGCCGAGCACGCACCUGGUCAGGCUCUCAGUCGGCAGCCUUUGCCAUCAAGCGGCCGCCGUACAAACGAGUACACUAAAGACAUGACUAUGAGAUGUGCGCGACCCGAGCUGGAUGGAAGCGUGAGCAGCCUAGCUCUAGCCGUCAGAUACGGAGCAGGCAAGAGCAUGGUGGAGUGGCUUUUGGAUUGCGGUCACGAGCGAGGAGGCUUCACUAAGGUGGGUGAGAAGCUUUCAGAGUGCUGAAUGGUCUGCCGAUUAGACUGCGCCCGAGUCUAGCGCCUUGCCUGAACCUUCCCUUCGUUUCGCGCUUGGUAGGAUCCACGAGACAGGUCAGUGUUGCACCUAGCAGCCGCCCACAAUCGUCCAGACAUCAUCAAUGCCUGCUGCAUCGCAGCAGUCGCCGAAGCUGCCAGCUCGCACCAUGCUCAGAGCGCUUACGUCUUCCCGCAAAGCAGGUCUCGUGCUAUGCGGAGUGGUAGCGAAGGAACGAAAAGCCUUGGAACCGGAGAGUAUCACGUCAUCAAGGACUCUGCCUCAACACCCGACGACGAUUCGGACAGUGCGCAACGAUCUUUUGCAACGCCAAGCACUUCGCCAACAUUUCCGCACCAACAUCUGCGUAAGCAGCAUGUUGUGGCAAAGUCUGCCGGCUCAAGUCAUCAAAGUGGUCCGGCGCAAUACAGCAGCCCUUCGCUGGGAGACAUGGAGGAUUUGGAGGCGGAAGACGACGACGGUGAAUUCGAAGAUUCACACCGAAUGCCGCUUGGGCUACGAGAGCUGCUCGACUGGCAAGACGAUAUUGGCUGUACAGCGCUUCAAGUGGCUUGUAUAAAGGGCUACGAGCACUGCGCUAGAUUACUUUUGGAUCUGGGCGCGGAUCCGGAUCUAGUCGAUGCGGACGGGAAUUCCCCGUUGCACCACGCGUCCAGCUGGGGCCACCUGAUCGUCGUGCAGUUGCUCAUCGAACGAGGUUGCGUCUUUGCCUCCAAAAACACUUCCGGCUUCACAGCCGGCGACUAUGCGUACAACGAGCAGUGCAAAGAGGCUCUCGAAGCCUUUGGUCGAGCUCAGUACGAGGGACGUAGAAUGGCGAGGAGAAGAGGCGGAGAUAGAUCGGGCGACACUGCUGCGCCUUCCUCACUUGGUCAUGGCGGCGUUUGA
Ceraceosorus bombacis is the source of this 2556-nucleotide messenger RNA. NCBI's taxonomy places the organism in Eukaryota, Fungi, Basidiomycota, Exobasidiomycetes, Ceraceosorales, Ceraceosoraceae. The record is from the annotation of a GenBank genome assembly.